Molecule: messenger RNA, 7493 nt
Organism: Cydia strobilella
Lineage: Eukaryota; Metazoa; Arthropoda; Insecta; Lepidoptera; Tortricidae
Gene: Wnk
Product: serine/threonine-protein kinase Wnk-like
Exons: 46
Coding region: 512-7393 (2293 amino acids)
Biological process (GO): negative regulation of sodium ion transport; monoatomic ion homeostasis; protein phosphorylation
Cellular component (GO): cytoplasm
Molecular function (GO): potassium channel inhibitor activity; ATP binding; protein serine/threonine kinase activity
Source: RefSeq, a predicted model, not a curated record
GAUAGAUAGUAGGUAUUCACAUCGCGCAUCUUUACAAUGGUGUGAUUCCAGAUUUUUAUUUGUAAGUAUUUAUAGAAUCCAAUAUCAAUUUAGACAAAGUGCCCGUCAUAAGAUGAUAAAACAGUGAAAUGAAUCCGGUGAUGUCGAACGAGAGAUAGCACCUAACAACCCGUUUAAGCAAUACUUCUUUCCAAAUCUUCCUAAAGACUGUUUUUAAGGUUUAGUUUCCCGCAACGAGGCCAGAUGUGCAGAGAUGCCAACAUUGAGAGAGAUAAAAAAGACGGAAUUAGUAAUUUAUUUUAUUAGUAUUAAUUAGACACCUCCUAGUUAUCGCUUCUAGUGUUUACUAACCAUUAAAACAAAUUUAUAAAAAAAAAAAAUUAAAUAUUCUAACUGAGAUUUCGAUUAAUUUAUUAAUUAAUUAAUUGAUUGAUUAAUUUUAAACGAAAUGAACUUUCACGAAUAUAAUUUUAAAACGAAUGAGAAAAGGGAAAUCGUUUGAUGGACCAAUAUGGACAAUAUGCAGUCGAAUGUCACUUUGAGGAACAAGCAACGGAAAGACAACUUGAUAACACGGAAACAGGACAAGAGUCCGGAGAAGAGUAUCCGAGGGACCCGGGGGGCUUACCGGGCUGUGCCUUCGACUUCGAAGAAUGAGGAGGAACCAGAGCGGCUGGACCGGUCCAAGAAGUUCAUCUCGCAGAACAAGCCGGGCUACGGGCUGGGCAAGAGACCGGAGUUCCUCAAGAACAGGAAUGUGCAUUUAGCCUCCUCGCGAUAUGGACAGAUGACGUCGGGGCUGCACGGGAUCGCGGCGCCGGCGCACCAUCUCGAGCCCGCCGUGUUGCCCAAGGAGAAGACCGUCCAUGGGAAGGAGAAGACCUUUAAGGUGGUGGUCCCAGGCGAGGUCGGCGUGCUGAAGCCGGCCCUGGGGCCACGGCCUUACAAUGCCCUGGCCAUCAUCCACACCCAGCCCAGCAACACCUUUGACAUGCUCAACUCGCUCACCACCAGCGUUGCGAACCAACCGGUCGGCGUGAGCGUGGGCGGCUACCGGCGCCGCAGCUCGGGGCAGGGCGCGCUGUGCGACCCCGAGCUGGACGACAGCGGGAACAAGCUCGUGGCGCGCCUCGAGGACGACGCCUUCAUCUCCGAGCAGGACCUGGAAGAAAACAUCGAGAUAGCAACAAAGACUGUUCGACCAGAGGACGCCGAAGUGGAGGAGGAGGGUGCGGAGCCUACGAAACCCGCCAACGGGCUAGUGUACGGGGACCUGGAGUUGGACAAGUUGGAACUGCAGAAGGACAAGCAGAAGCCCGACGAGGAUGAGGAGGAACCGAUCGGAGUAUCGCCUUGCGGCAGAUUCUUCAAAUACGACAAAGAAGUUGGUCGCGGGUCCUUCAAGACGGUGUAUCACGGACUCGACACACAAACCGGCGUCGCUGUUGCUUGGUGCGAAUUGUUGGAGAAAAAGCUAAACAAGACGGAGCGUCUCCGCUUCCGCGAGGAAGCGGAUAUGUUGAAGAAACUACAACACCCGAACAUAGUCCGCUUCUACAACUACUGGGAGGGCGUCGUGGCCAAGAAGAAGAACAUCGUCCUUAUUACGGAGCUAAUGCUAUCCGGGACACUUAAAGCUUACCUUCGAAGAUUCAAGCGAAUCAACCCGAAAGUGCUGAAGUCCUGGUGCCGGCAGAUCCUCAAGGGGCUCAACUUUCUACAUUCUAGGACUCCUCCUAUAAUCCAUAGAGAUCUGAAAUGCGAUAAUAUCUUCAUAACUGGCACGACAGGCAGCGUCAAGAUCGGUGACCUCGGCCUCGCUACGCUCAAGAACCGCAGCUUCGCCAAGUCUGUCAUCGGCACGCCCGAGUUCAUGGCGCCCGAGAUGUACGAGGAGCACUACGACGAGUCCGUGGACGUGUACGCGUUCGGCAUGUGCAUGCUGGAGAUGGCCACCGGGGAGUAUCCCUACUCGGAGUGCAGCGGGCCCGCGCAGAUAUACAAGAAAGUCGUCUCGGGGGUGAAGCCACAGAGUUUAGACAAGGUGACGAUACCGGAAGUGAAAGACAUCAUCGAAUCGUGCAUAAAACCUGAUAAAGGAGAUCGGCCCAAAGUGAAGGAUCUGCUGAACCACGAGUUCUUCGGCGAGGACAUCGGCUUGCGGCUGGAGAUCGUGGGGAGAGACCUCGUCACUUCCUCCGAUAUCGCCAAGAUACAGUUCCGCCUUAAAAUCAUUGAUCCCAAGAAGCGAUCGUACACCCACAAAGAGAACGAAGCCAUCCAGUUCGACUUCGACAUGGAGCGCGACGACUGCCAGGACGUCGCCAACGACAUGGCCAAGGCCGGGCUUAUCAUGGAAGAGGAUGCGAGGCUGGUCUUCAAGCUGCUCAAGUCACAGCUUAUAAGCUUAACGAGGGAGAGGAGUGAGAAGAAGACUCAGAUGCUAUUCAACCAGCAGCUGAUAGAGCAGGACAGACAGCAGCAGAUGUUAUUAGAGCAGCAGCUAAGGCAGGUUAAAAUGAUCCAGAACCAACAAGUUGGACCUGUAGAAGUAACAUCUGGACUUUUAAACGGCGUCGGAUCUCAACCUUUAGCGGCCGUGCAGUUAGACCAGCAAUCUCAGUACCUCCAAGCGCAGCAGCAGCUGUUCCAGCAGCAAUUUCAGCAGCAGUACACCGAGGAGGCGAUGCAGCUGCUGCAGCACAACCUGCGGCAACAGGCUCGCCUCUCCCCCGCCGCGCCCGCCCCUCCCCAGCACCAGCUGUUGCAGCACCAGCAGGAACAGCUGCAUAAACAACAGGUUUUGCUAGAACAGAACAUGAAACAGCAAGUCCUGAUGGAGCAGAAUCUUCGAAAUCAGCAGCAGAUGUUGGAUCAGACGCAACAGCUGGAAACCCAACAGUUGGAUCCACAGCAGAACAGCUUGCUCAACCAGCAGUGCAUCGCCAAUGAGAUCAGCAACCAGCACCAGGCGUUGCAGCAGCACAUUAUACAGCAGCAGCAGAACAUCAUAGCGCAGCAGGCGGUGGCCAUCCAGCAGAAGCAGCUAGAAGAACAGCUAACACAAGACAACUUCAUCGCACCUCCAGCUGUAGCUCCCAACCAGCUGGAUCCCUCGCUCCAGAACCUCCAGAACGUGCUGUCGCAGAUCAUCCAGCGGCCUGAUAGUCUCCAGUCGCGCAAGGAGUCGGAGUCUGAGCAGCAGCCGCAGCAGCAGGAGGAGCUGCAGCAGCAGCAACAAGAGCAGAUGCUGCAAAUGCAACAGAACCAGCUGUACCAGCAGGCGCAGUACAUCCCCCAGAAUAUUCUCCAGGUGGACCCCAACAUCUUAGCGCAGAGUCAACAAGUCGCGCAGGCUCAACAACAGGUGAACCAGGCGCAGCAGCAGCUCAACAUGCAGAAGCACAUGGUGGCCCAGCAACAGCUGGCCCUACAGCAGCAGAUGAUGGCGCACCAGCAGCUGCAGGUCCCGGGACAGACACUCUCCCCCCAGCACAUCCGCACCCUCCAGCAGCAGCAGUACCUCGCGCAGCAGGAAAUGCAACUGCAAUCGCAGCAGAACCUCCUCGACCAGCAGAACCUGGCGUUAUACGCUCAAAAACAGCAGCUCAUGGGGCAGCAGCAGCUCAAGGUCGAGGAGAUGCUGCGAGCGCAGAGACCCAUGUACCAGCGACAGUGCUCCGAACAAAGUCAGAUCAGCUCCGCGGACGUGCACGAUCAACUAGUCAACGAAUACCAAAAACCCCUCCAAACGCAGAUGUCGGUGGAGCAGUACAACCAGUAUUUGGAGCUGCAGCAGAUGCAGAAGGCUCCUGAGGAGUACCACCAGAUGCAUCAGAUGCAGGGGCAGUCGCUGCCUCACAAUAUGAUGAACUUUAGCCUCGCGGGCGACCGGCAGAUAUCUAGUCAUGAAGGCACUCCGGUGCAGAAUUACGCCACGAACCCGCUGCAGAUGUACCAGCCCGCCCAGUCCCAACCCAUCCACAACGUCGUGCACUACCAGAACCAGAACCAGAUGGAGCAGCAAGUGGAACAAGUGGCGCAGAUGGCGCCCAGUGUGCCACAGUCGGUGCAAAGUACAGUGCCGCAGACGGUGCAGAGUUCUGUGCCACAGUCUGUGCCCAAUUCAGUACCGCAGGAGCUGGCGAUACCUAACUCGUUGCCUCAAGAGGUUCGACCAGCGGUCUCCGAAGCGCCCCAAGCUUUAAACCUACCCGAGCCUGAAAACGGAUCAGCCAACGGCAGCAAUAAAGAACAAUUCCACACGCCGUUGACGGAAUUCCCCUCGGGAGCCACUCACGAGGCCGCCAUACGCCAGCCUGACCUCGCCUCUGUGGAGGAGAAACAGGACAGCCAGGAAGCGGGUACAGCGAUUCCAUCUCCAAUAACGGGCGACAAGAAGUCCCGCGGCUCGAAGAAGCGCUCGCGGGAGAAGGACAAGCUGCCCAAGCUUACCGUGCUAGAGGUGAAGGAGACGAACGUGGAAUGCCAGUUGGAGUCCAAGUCCAAAACGGUGACGUUCAAGUUCGACGUCACCGACGUCAACCCCGAGGAGAUCGCCACCAAUCUGGUGUCGAAUAAUCUGCUGCCGGACUGGCAGGCGAUGACGUUCAUGGAGCUGAUCAAGGACAUCGUGCAGCAGCUGGUCACCAACCCGGGGUGUACUCCCGUGCUCAACCCGCAACAUUCUGCACUCCGCCUGCAGCUAGAUAAGAUUGACUACGACAGCGAGACGACGGAGCGCGAGGAGAACCUGACGGACUCGAACCAGGACAACUCGGAGUGCACCACGCCCACCGCCAGCGCCGACCACCUGCCCCUCGCCGACCUCGCGCUCGACCCGCCCCCCGGCCUGCCCGCCCCUCCCCCCGGCCUGCCCGCCCCGCCCGCCCCGCCCCAGCACGAGCCGCCACCCAAGCCCAGCCACAUAGAUAACAUCGCCAGGAAGAUCAGCACCGCCUCGUCUAUAGGUUCCAAUCAAUCCGACGGCGGAUCCGCGGCGCCCGAUCGCGCGACCUCAGAAUCUCAGAACGGCGACAAGAAGCCCGCCGCGCCCGCGCGCAAGAUCUCCCGCUUCGUCGUCAGCCCCGUCGUGCCCGGCGCGCGCGCGCAGCCCGCCCCGUCCGGCCAACACGACGUCGAACCCGACAAACCCGACCAGAAGCUCUACUCCGAAGUCGCUAAGGAACCUAAGCCCGAAGUCAACGGGCUCGAUAAAGAACCGCAGAAAGAAUCCCUUCCUACGCAUCAGUACUCCGCACCGCAGCUUUCGCACGCGCCGCAAACUCAAGAUCAUAGGCCGCAGGAAUUGAGCAGCGCGCCGACUAGUAGCAUACCCAAUAGUAUACCUAAUAAUAUGCCUAAUAGUAUACCCAAUAGUAUACCUAAUAGUAUACAGAAUAGUAUACCGAAUGUACCCGGCGGUAUCCCGGCGCCGGUGCAGGCGAUGCCCGCUAUGCCGACGAUACCGAGUAUUCCGCAGCCGCUGCCGACGUUCCAGAAUAUCGCUCCGCUGCUGAACACUCUGCAGCCGAACUUGACGACGCCGCUGCAGAUCGCGACGGACACGCCGCUGCUGGGACUGAGUCAAGUGGGCACACCAAUGGGCGGAGAGCUCGGUCUGAACGCCGCUGUGAGCCAGCAGGAGCAGCUCGCGAGCCGCCUGGCCUUCCCCGCUCAGCCGGUGGACUCCUACCCUAACGCGGAGAACAUACAGCGGAUGCUGCUCAAACAGAACAUCAUGAACCAACAGCAGAACCUGUCCGGGCCGAACCUGCUGGGGCUGCUGAACCAGCCGGCCUACCCGCAGCCCGACCUCAUGCUGCACAACUCGCUCCUCAACAACGCGUGCUCGCAGCCUGGUAACUACUCCGAUCAAGCCCACCAUAGCUCUCUCUCGUUGUCGCAGCGACUGCCGCCCUACUCCGCCUACCAGCCCAUGCUCGCUACCGCCAACGACCUUUACGCCCAGCAGGGCGCGCUGCAGGCGGGCGCGCUGCCGGGGCGGCCGGGCUCGCUGGCGCCCGGCCUCGUGGCGCUGCUGCCGCCGCUCGCGCUCAACCAGAACCUCAUGGCGCAGAACCGCCAGAACCUGGGUCUAGCGGGCCAGAACCUAGGUUUGAGCGGUCAGAACUUGGGCCUCGGCGGCCCCGGCCUCGGCCUCGGCGGCGCCGGCCUCGGCCUCGUGUCGCCGCUCAACACGCUGCAGCGCGCGCGCGCCUGCUCCGCGCAGCGCAGGAUCCAGGAGGACUUGCAAGGUCUGGCGACGGGGUCUGUGUGCUCGUCGCAGCCCAGCACGCCCAACAAGCCGCACUCGUACAGCGAGUACAUGAUGACGCUGCAACACAAGCUCGCCUCCAUCUCCAACAGCGGCCCGGUGUCGCCGCAGUCCCCCGUGGAGUACAGCCCGGCGCUGUCGCCCACGCACCGCGUGCAGCAGCCGCAUAAGGUGGAAGCGGUAGCGGUGGCGGAGGCGCACAAGCGGCACGUGGCGGGGCUCGCGGAGCUGGACCACGAGCUCAGCAAGAUCUCGCUGCACUACAAGCAGCCGCCGCCCAAGGACGUGUUCCCGGAGCACGGCGGCGACACUCACUCGCUGCUCGCGGCCGCGGCCUACGACGGCUCGGGCGGCGCGCUGGCGGAGGCGUGGGGGCGGGGGGGGAGGGUGGCGCGCGUGCAGCCCUGCGCGCCCUACCAGCUCUGCCGCAUCCUGCAGCACGCGAAAGACAAUCUGGCCAGCGGCUCGUUUACCGGCACGGAGGAGGGCGACGCGGGCUCGCUGUGCUCGGAGACGGCGGCGGAGGCGGAGGCGGACGGAGACGCGGAGGCGGAGGCGGAGGAGAGCGCCACGUACGUGGUGACGGGCGGCGUGCGCGCGCGCACCGUGCGCGUCGAGGACGCGCUCGCGGACAGCGUGGUCACCGUCAUCGAUCCUAGUCAGCAGGUCGUGGAGCCCCGGCACACGUGUUCGGGCGCGGACGACGACCGCAGCUACCUGGUGCUGGACCCGGCGCGCGCGCUCACGGCCGCCGUGCUGGACCGCACGCUGGCGCUGGACCAGGACCCGGCCUGCGCGCCGCUCCGGCGCCGGCCCGGCACCCCCCCGCCCCCGCCGGGCGGGGGGUCGGCGAGCGAGGAGCUGGCCAGGUGGAGGAGCGGAGAUUACGGUUGGCCUUGGGCGGAAGGCAGCAUACUGGAGGCGGAGCUGUGCUUGGCUCGUGUGCGGCGCGCGGAGCGGGGGCCGGGGGCGGGGGCGGGGGCGGGGCCGGGGCCGGGGGGGGAGCGGCGCGGAGACCUCGUCGCAGACGUGCUGGUGCGGGAGGCGCUCACCGACCGGGCGCUGUGCCGGCAGGUGGUGCUGCUGGCGCUGCACCCGGCGGCGGGCUCGUUAUGACCUGUGUAGCGAUUCACACUGUACCUUAUAUUUAUUACGCUGUAACAUAUACAUAAUCUAUAUCAUUACUCGUAAAUUAAAUAUUCAUAUGUGAUAUCUA